UUCUGAUGGUUGAUGUGAACAUUAACUGAAGCUCCUGACCCGUAUAUGCAUGAUUUUAUGCACAGCUACCACACAAUUGGCUGAUUAGAUAAUUGCAUGGAUGAUUGUUGGUGCCAGACCUAAGGUAACCCGGGUUGGUGCUGUUUUGGUGGCAUGAGGGGCAUCUACACAAUACUAGGCAGGUGGUUUUAAUGUUGUGGCUGGUCGGUGUAUAUACAAUGAAUGAGACGCAUAGCUCCCCCAACCCACGCAACAUUGGUCAAGGGGGCGCAAAUUGUGAUUUCACAUUCAUCCCCAGAAUUGGGUAGUUGCGCCCCUGCGUGUGUAUGUGUGUGGAGGAGAGUGUUGUUAAUACUCUGAUGGCUCACUGCUCCACUGGAUAGGAUUAUCUGAAGGCUACUUAAAGAGACACACACACACACACACACACACACACACACACACACUACAGUAAGACACACGGAUGACCUGAAGCGCUGAGAUCUUCAUUGCAUAAGACUCCCUUAAGACAUUCCCCGUGGACACACACCGGGCUGCAUGUGUGUGUUUGGGCUACAGCACCCACAGGACUCAUAGAUGUAUGAAUGGAAAUCAUUAGGCCAGAAGACAUCUGGAUCAUCUGGACAGUGUGACCAGCACGACUCUUGUGUCCUGAGGAGUUUGUGGAGUUGGUUUAAUUAUAGGUUCUGAAUGACAGAAGUAAUUCUGAGAUGGAUGCAUGAAACGGUGGACCACAACAGUCCAGUGCAGUCUAUAUUGAAUCAGAUGUGAAUGUUACCCACAAGAGGAGACAGCAGGGGACAAGUACAGGGACAACAGCUCUCCAAUACAAGAGACGCAUUAUCGGGACACUCAACGCAAGAGACUGAAGGAGAGAAAAGAAAAGAAAGGCUCUCUCACAGAUGUAUGGUAGUGUGUAGGUGUGAAACUGCCUGGUGCACAUCAGGGACAAUUUCUGGCUUUGCUGUCACAGUUGUUCGACUAAUAAACCGGAAGACACGCGAGGAAAGGCUGCGUUUGGUUGCCAUGUCGUUAAAGGAGUGCGUACACGUCAAAAGACGCGAAGAAGCCAUUUGAACACAUAAAUCCAGACUUGUGCUUUUAAGGCUUUAUCUAACAAAAUCUGCACUUGCGAGCCAUGGCUCUACGGCCCACCCUUAUCUUCAUUCUCUCUCUGAUUGGCUGCUGCGCUCUUGAGGAGCAACCCAAAGUUACAGCCCUGCCCCCUCCUCGAGGGUGUGGCACUGCCGUCGACACGCCCUACAGAGUUCUGUGCGACCUGGAGUCUGUUUGGGGAGUAGUUUUAGAAGCCAUAGCGUGCGGUGGUACUGUAUCGGCAUUGAUUUUAAUUGCGAUUCUCCUUGCUAAACUAAAAACGGUAACGGAACCAAAGAAGCGAUGCGGCGUGGGCCCCCUCCUCCUCCUAUUGGCCGGAACGGUGGGUCUUUUUAGCUUAUCGCUGGUCUUCCUGGUGGGGCGUGGCGAGGUGCUCUGCGUGGUUCGACGUGGGCUCUGGGGGGUGCUGUUUGCGCUAUGUUUCUCGUGUUUGUUGGUGCAGGGGGUGCGACUGAAGAAGCUAGCCAUGGGAAGGCGGAGCCCAGCUGGGAGCUGUCUCGCCGGGGUGGCGUUCGCACUCACCGCGGUCCAGGGUGUCAUCGCUGGAGAGUGGCUGUUGCUUACGGUGGUCCGGGAGGGACAUGCAGCAUGUGAUUACCUCCCUUUUGACUUUGUGCUAGUGUGUAGCUAUGCUCUAGCAUUGUUGCUGGCGGCUACUGUGUUGUCGUUGGCCGUUGUGCUGUGCGGAGGGGGCAACAGGGAGGAGUCAAACCGGAAAAGGAUGAAAUGGAGGUGUAACGGCGUCUGGCUCUUUCUCUCGUGUCUUUCGUCUCUUCUCCUCUGGGUCGCCUGGCUCGGGCUGUAUCUCUAUGGCAACGCUGCCAUCGUGAACGUUGCGAAGGACUGGGAUGAGCCAGCACUGGCAGUUGCCUUGGUAACAGAGGGGUGGGUGCUGUUGUUAUUUCAUGCCAUUCCAGAAGCCCACCUGUGUUUGCGUCCAGCCGCUCAGAGGAAUGCAGACAUGGGGCAAAACUACUACGAUGCCCCUCAGCUUACAACACUGCAGGGUUACCAUGACGACGAGCGGCCGACCAAUCCCAGAGCUCCGUACACAGAGAGUCAGGCGUACUCUGUAGAGGAGCACAGUGCAGUUCUGCAGGCUGGAGGUUUCCAUAACGGAUUGAUACGACCCGCUGUGCCAUUUCGCAGUCAUGUUUAUCAGCCCACUGAGAUGGCCUUGCUCAUGAAUGCAGGAACGAUCCCAUCUGCCCCUCCAAACUUCACAGGGAGGCAUCUGUGGUGAGAGUGGUUGCCGUAGCAAUAACAUCCCCUUCUCCCUCAUGAAGACGGCACUUUGGGUGACUUAACAGAGUCAAAAGGGACUUUAAUGAGGUUCCAUAUUGAUCAUUUGGAAAUGAUUUUGUUAUAAAAGUUAAAGGUUCUCAAUGUGGGGAGCAGGCUAAAAUAUUUUCUGCUCAGAGUCAACUGUGAUAAGUUAUUUGUAGGUUAAUGCCCACAAAAAGUGUAAACACUGUGGCGCUAUCAAAACAUUGCUCUAUUUGUUUGAGCAGUCUGACAGGGGGCGGGCCAGAUCCUGCAGUAUUUUUACAAUUUUGUUUAAUGCAAAUAAUGAAUCACUUCGGCUGUUAAGUGGCUCACCUUCAAAGCACUUUGGACAAAUGACAGAAAGUGUUCAGAUUAAAUCACACACUGAUGAGGGCCUGUAUUUAUUUACAUAAUCAAAGAGAGAAGUGAAUUAAAGAGGGAAAGAGAACAACAGUAAUGGAGUAAAAAACGAGAGAGUAUUAAUUCAUUCCUAGCCUUAUAGUUAAUGCAAAUAUUCCUGCUUUCCACUUUUAAAAAUAUAAUCAAAGUCUAUUUCUUUCUAUAUCUCUUUAUUUAAAGGGACAGUACACCCAAAAAAUAGAAUCCUCUCAUCAUUUACUCACCCUCAUGCCAUCCCAGAUGAGCGACUUUCUUUCUUCUACUGAACACAAAUUAAGAUUUUUACAAGAAUAUUUCACAAUGCAAGUGAAUGGUGACUAAAACUUUGAAGCUCCAUAAAGCACAUAAAUGCAGCAUAAAAGUAAUCCAUACGACUCCAGUGGUUUAAUCCAUGUCUUCAGAAGUCAUAUGAUAGGUGUGAGUGAGAAACAGAUCAAUAUUUAUGUCCUCUUUUACUAUAAAUCUCCACUUUCACUUUCACAUUCUUCUUCUUUUGCUUUUUGGCCAUUAGCAUUCUUUGUGCAUAUCGCCACCUACUGGUUGGUGCUGGUCAUAGAUGGAGAUUUAUAGUAAAAAAGGACGUAAUUAUUGAUCUGUUUCUCACUCACACUUAUCAUAGCACUUCAGAAGACAUGGAUUAAACCACUGGAGUAUUAUGGAUUAUUUUUAUUAUGCCUUUACAUAAUUUUUUUAUGUGAGUGGGUGAACUAUCCCUUUAAAUAACUUAAUUUGCGUAUUUAAACUUGUAUGAAAUUGUUAAAUUGGUCUCUUUUUAAACUGCAUCUUUUUUUUGUUUGUUUGCUUGUUUGUUUGUUUUGAUAUCACAAAUAAAUGUGACUCUUUCACCAAACUUUGCACGCUUAUUGACCAUAAUCCUUUGCACAGUUUAAGGUAUACACAUAGCAUCACUAUUGUAAUGGUUAUGUCUGAACAGGGUGAAAGAUGUGUUUGCAUUUCGCUUUAUCAAGUGGAGAUUUCAUGACUUGCACAAACUUGAAAUGGUUGUAUUUCUGGCUAUAUUUAAUGUUUAUAUUUCAAAAUAAAUGA
This is a messenger RNA of Xyrauchen texanus (razorback sucker), 3828 nucleotides long. RefSeq names its product G-protein coupled receptor family C group 5 member B-like. NCBI's taxonomy places the organism in Eukaryota, Metazoa, Chordata, Actinopteri, Cypriniformes, Catostomidae. The transcript has 4 exons. Gene Ontology annotation, molecular function: protein kinase binding; protein kinase activator activity; G protein-coupled receptor activity. Bases 1139 to 2359 code for a protein of 406 amino acids. The record is from RefSeq and is a predicted model, not a curated record. Gene Ontology annotation, cellular component: signaling receptor complex; extracellular exosome; intracellular membrane-bounded organelle. Gene Ontology annotation, biological process: G protein-coupled receptor signaling pathway.